AUGAAAACAUCUGAUACAUUAAUUAUUAAUAAUGAUCGUUUUAAAUUGGAAAUUCGUAGAAAUUUAUAUAAACCAAAUGAAAAACUUUUUCAUAUCGAUGGAAUUUUUCAUCUUGAUGAUAGAACAUAUAGUGGAAUUGAAACAUUACCACCAACAUUUGAUAUAGAAAAUAAAAUUCAUAUUGUUAUUGAUACUGAUAAAUUACUUGCUGAUAUUCCACGUCCAUUUGCUUUUGAUGUUUUAUCUGAUCUUGAUUUUGAAUUACUUAAUAAAAUUAAUUAUAAAUUUCAAUAUGAUCGUCAUCGUCGUCAACGUUCAGCUUCAUUUACAUAUAAUGGUCAAGUUGAUCAAGUAAUUAAUAAUCAUUUAUUUUUUGGUAAAAGUACAUCAGAAUUACCAUGGGAUAAUAAACAAAAAAAAAACGCAACAUCAAAAGGAAAUUUUAUUAUUUGUACGAAAUGA
Messenger RNA from Rotaria sp. Silwood2, 462 nucleotides. Lineage: Eukaryota; Metazoa; Rotifera; Eurotatoria; Philodinida; Philodinidae. The record is from the annotation of a GenBank genome assembly.